AUGGUCAAUCAAUAUCAAAAAUGGGCUACUUGUUAUUUUGGUUAUUUCAAUAUAUUUUUCCCAGUCUUGUCUCAACCUCAUUUUAUGCGUCAACUCUCUGAACAAACAGUUGAUCCCUUAUUACUUUAUGCUGUUUGUGCUAUUGGUGCAAAAUAUUCUGAAAAUGAUCAAGAAACAAGUACUUUUUAUUAUGAACGUUGCCAGUGCAUUUUGAAUAUGUCUCGUGAUCCUAUUACACUGUCCACUGUGCAGGCAUUGGUGAUAUUAUGUUGGUAUUCCUAUCUAUUGGGCAAUAUGCAAACUUGCUGUGACUUACGCCACCGUCUACUUCAAUCUGCUAAUGACCUUCAACUCUGCCGAGACCCCGGAUCAUCAUUGGGCAUUGUAGAUAUCGAAAUGCGUCGGCGUGCGUUCUGGGUC
Molecule: messenger RNA, 420 nt
Organism: Halteromyces radiatus
Lineage: Eukaryota; Fungi; Mucoromycota; Mucoromycetes; Mucorales; Cunninghamellaceae
Product: transcription factor domain-containing protein
Exons: 2
Biological process (GO): DNA-templated transcription
Cellular component (GO): nucleus
Molecular function (GO): zinc ion binding; DNA binding
Source: RefSeq, a predicted model, not a curated record